This is a messenger RNA of Yarrowia lipolytica CLIB122, 366 nucleotides long. RefSeq names its product mitochondrial 54S ribosomal protein mL41. Gene Ontology annotation, molecular function: structural constituent of ribosome. Gene Ontology annotation, biological process: translation. NCBI's taxonomy places the organism in Eukaryota, Fungi, Ascomycota, Dipodascomycetes, Dipodascales. Gene Ontology annotation, cellular component: mitochondrial large ribosomal subunit. The record is from RefSeq and is a predicted model, not a curated record.
AUGUUCAACCUGUUCUACGGUGUGUCGAAAAACGGUAACAAGCGACUGCCCCUUACCUCCAAGCAGGGUAACAAGAACUUCUACAAGGGCCAUGGAGCCGGUGGAGUCGGUAAGACCACUUCCAAGGGUCGAUUCAUUAUCAACCGAGACAAGGUCCGAACUUUUGUCGUUCCUGCCGGUCUGGAGGCUUGUGAGCUCAAGCCGUUUGUGUCCCCCACCCUGGAGCCCAUCAAGAACUCUUUCCGAGGCUUCUCGGGUCCCCUCGACCCCAAGCUCACCGUCAAGAAGGUGAACGAGUAUGUCAAGUCCGGCCCUGUUGCCGAGGAGGAUGCCCCCGAUCGAAAGAACUGGAUCGAUCGAGAGUAA